Molecule: messenger RNA, 1228 nt
Organism: Colletotrichum acutatum
Lineage: Eukaryota; Fungi; Ascomycota; Sordariomycetes; Glomerellales; Glomerellaceae
Exons: 2
Coding region: 159-887 (242 amino acids)
Source: RefSeq, a predicted model, not a curated record
GUUCCGAUAGUCAAAGUUUCUGCCCACCAUUUCAGGGAUGUCUCGAUCUGAUAACUGACCAACCAAGACGGCCAACAUCAGACGACGGAUGACAGUCGGACACCACCACCCAUUCAACGUCAACUUUGUCGCCUGGCUAGAGUUGUCAGCCAGGAAGAAUGUUUGGGAACACCCGCUCAAGCGGCCGCUUAUGGCACCAGCCUAGAACGACCGGUGACGAACACAUUUGUCUGACUUGUCAGAACUCUGUCAGGGCGCGACGUUCACAUGCUCUCCGUCUCAUUUCGACACCAUCUCGGUCUUUGCGGCAAGCGUGUCUUCCGAGACCGAGCAGCCCAGCCUCCCGUUAUCUUCGAGAAAGGCCCCCACGCCCGGUUCUGCUCGGCAUAAACCAACAUCCCCGCCGCCCCCGUGACCUCCGAUCUUUCCGAUCCGACCCUCCUGUUGUCGUCACUCCGGAGGUGAACGGAAGCCUGGAAACAGAUGACAUAGCAGUCAGCACCAAGUACCUCGGUCACGAGGCCUUUCACUGCACUUUCAGGCUUGCUUGCAAGCUGGCGCAAACAUGGAAACAAGCACUACUUACCUUUGUUGCAGGCAUCCAGCUCCUCACAUCUGACAAUGGACUUGUUGCUCCAACAGGUUCCAUUGUGCCGCAGGCAGCCUCGCGUAGAAGACGAGCGUCAGGAGCUGAAGGAAGCUAUCCUGGGCAGGACGGGCUGACGGGCCUGAAAAGCACGACGGACAAAAACGAGGCGUCCUUUGAUCAAGUUUCCUGGGCGGAGGCGCGCGUCAGAGCCCGAUUGCUAUAUCGGGCCUCAAACACACUGUCGUCGUCACGGCUCCUCAAUCCCCCUGGACCUAAUACGACGCCAUCGACGAACUAGCACGUAAGACGAUUGCGCCUGGGACCAGCCCAAAAGGCUAGAAGCACCUCUGAAGAUGGUAGCCGUGACUAAGAGCAGAAACCGAGCCACGAACAACUUGUCCCACGAGGCACACUAAUUAGCACACACCGACACCCAGGUGCCCCAGCGUCCCGACUACUCCAUCCCCGAUACUGUACACCACACCACAACUCUGGACAUGAACCAUGAUCCAGAACGCAAAACACACCGCAACAUUGAUUCUCGUCGAGGAAUCUCACCUCAUCUCACCUCAUCCCUUCACCGACACUCAUGUUAUUCGGAACCAUUAACUCACUAGGCGAGAAUCACCGUCAUCGACC